GCCGGGCCCUGGAACCUUCGGCCACGCGCUCGCGCCGACCCGCCGGCACCCAGCCCGCAGCGCCGCGCCUGAAGAGAAUGGAAGGGCUUCAGAGGAGCAGAUACUGGACUAUGGCUGAAGGCGGGAUAGAGCAUCAGCGGUUUGCAACCUCUUCCUCGUUGCGGAUCAUCCUGGUGGGCAAAACAGGCAGCGGGAAAAGUGCCACCGGGAACAGCAUCCUCUGCCAGCCGGUGUUUGAGUCCAGGCUGGGGGCCCAGUCGGUGACCAGGAAGUGUCAGGGGGCAACGGGCACGUGGAACGGGAGGGGCGUCCUGGUGGUGGACACGCCCCCCAUCUUUGAGGCGAGGGCCCAGGACCAAGAGGUGGACGAGAACAUCGGGGACUGCUACCUACUCUCGGCCCCGGGGCCGCACGUGCUGCUGCUGGUGACUCAGCUGGGGAGCUUCACAGAGCAGGACGUGGUGGCCGUGACCAGGGUGAAGGAGGUCUUUGGGGCGAGAGCCCUGAGACACACGGUCCUCCUCUUCACCCGCAAGGAGGACUUAGCGGACGGAUCCUUGCAUGACUACGUAGCAAACACAGACAACGUCAGGCUGAGGGGCCUGGUCCGGGAGUGCGGGCAGAGUGGCUCCAGCAGGGCUGGGGCGACCCCCAUGGAGAAGGUUACGUGCGCUACCUGGCCAAGGUGCGGUCGCAUGUUGCAAAGCAAAAGCAAGACCUGAAAGAGGCC
Molecule: messenger RNA, 730 nt
Organism: Mesoplodon densirostris (Blainville's beaked whale)
Lineage: Eukaryota; Metazoa; Chordata; Mammalia; Artiodactyla; Ziphiidae
Product: GTPase IMAP family member 5-like
Exons: 4
Coding region: 78-722 (214 amino acids)
Molecular function (GO): GTP binding
Source: RefSeq, a predicted model, not a curated record